Molecule: messenger RNA, 4043 nt
Organism: Homo sapiens (human)
Lineage: Eukaryota; Metazoa; Chordata; Mammalia; Primates; Hominidae
Gene: MTTP
Product: microsomal triglyceride transfer protein
Exons: 19
Coding region: 210-2894 (894 amino acids)
Biological process (GO): lipoprotein metabolic process; intermembrane lipid transfer; sterol transport
Cellular component (GO): brush border membrane; Golgi apparatus; microvillus membrane
Molecular function (GO): phosphatidylethanolamine transfer activity; phospholipid transfer activity; triglyceride transfer activity
Source: RefSeq, marked reviewed
GUCUGGAGUUAGUGUUUUGGGAGUGGGAGGUAGUUACAGUGAUGUCUGUUUUUUCCCGUUCAAGAAUUAAGUGUGUACCUGCAGACGUGUAUUCAUUCAUAUAUUCUUGUUCUGAAGAGGGUCACUCCCUCACUGGCUGCCAUUGAAAGAGUCCACUUCUCAGUGACUCCUAGCUGGGCACUGGAUGCAGUUGAGGAUUGCUGGUCAAUAUGAUUCUUCUUGCUGUGCUUUUUCUCUGCUUCAUUUCCUCAUAUUCAGCUUCUGUUAAAGGUCACACAACUGGUCUCUCAUUAAAUAAUGACCGGCUGUACAAGCUCACGUACUCCACUGAAGUUCUUCUUGAUCGGGGCAAAGGAAAACUGCAAGACAGCGUGGGCUACCGCAUUUCCUCCAACGUGGAUGUGGCCUUACUAUGGAGGAAUCCUGAUGGUGAUGAUGACCAGUUGAUCCAAAUAACGAUGAAGGAUGUAAAUGUUGAAAAUGUGAAUCAGCAGAGAGGAGAGAAGAGCAUCUUCAAAGGAAAAAGCCCAUCUAAAAUAAUGGGAAAGGAAAACUUGGAAGCUCUGCAAAGACCUACGCUCCUUCAUCUAAUCCAUGGAAAGGUCAAAGAGUUCUACUCAUAUCAAAAUGAGGCAGUGGCCAUAGAAAAUAUCAAGAGAGGUCUGGCUAGCCUAUUUCAGACACAGUUAAGCUCUGGAACCACCAAUGAGGUAGAUAUCUCUGGAAAUUGUAAAGUGACCUACCAGGCUCAUCAAGACAAAGUGAUCAAAAUUAAGGCCUUGGAUUCAUGCAAAAUAGCGAGGUCUGGAUUUACGACCCCAAAUCAGGUCUUGGGUGUCAGUUCAAAAGCUACAUCUGUCACCACCUAUAAGAUAGAAGACAGCUUUGUUAUAGCUGUGCUUGCUGAAGAAACACACAAUUUUGGACUGAAUUUCCUACAAACCAUUAAGGGGAAAAUAGUAUCGAAGCAGAAAUUAGAGCUGAAGACAACCGAAGCAGGCCCAAGAUUGAUGUCUGGAAAGCAGGCUGCAGCCAUAAUCAAAGCAGUUGAUUCAAAGUACACGGCCAUUCCCAUUGUGGGGCAGGUCUUCCAGAGCCACUGUAAAGGAUGUCCUUCUCUCUCGGAGCUCUGGCGGUCCACCAGGAAAUACCUGCAGCCUGACAACCUUUCCAAGGCUGAGGCUGUCAGAAACUUCCUGGCCUUCAUUCAGCACCUCAGGACUGCGAAGAAAGAAGAGAUCCUUCAAAUACUAAAGAUGGAAAAUAAGGAAGUAUUACCUCAGCUGGUGGAUGCUGUCACCUCUGCUCAGACCUCAGACUCAUUAGAAGCCAUUUUGGACUUUUUGGAUUUCAAAAGUGACAGCAGCAUUAUCCUCCAGGAGAGGUUUCUCUAUGCCUGUGGAUUUGCUUCUCAUCCCAAUGAAGAACUCCUGAGAGCCCUCAUUAGUAAGUUCAAAGGUUCUAUUGGUAGCAGUGACAUCAGAGAAACUGUUAUGAUCAUCACUGGGACACUUGUCAGAAAGUUGUGUCAGAAUGAAGGCUGCAAACUCAAAGCAGUAGUGGAAGCUAAGAAGUUAAUCCUGGGAGGACUUGAAAAAGCAGAGAAAAAAGAGGACACCAGGAUGUAUCUGCUGGCUUUGAAGAAUGCCCUGCUUCCAGAAGGCAUCCCAAGUCUUCUGAAGUAUGCAGAAGCAGGAGAAGGGCCCAUCAGCCACCUGGCUACCACUGCUCUCCAGAGAUAUGAUCUCCCUUUCAUAACUGAUGAGGUGAAGAAGACCUUAAACAGAAUAUACCACCAAAACCGUAAAGUUCAUGAAAAGACUGUGCGCACUGCUGCAGCUGCUAUCAUUUUAAAUAACAAUCCAUCCUACAUGGACGUCAAGAACAUCCUGCUGUCUAUUGGGGAGCUUCCCCAAGAAAUGAAUAAAUACAUGCUCGCCAUUGUUCAAGACAUCCUACGUUUUGAAAUGCCUGCAAGCAAAAUUGUCCGUCGAGUUCUGAAGGAAAUGGUCGCUCACAAUUAUGACCGUUUCUCCAGGAGUGGAUCUUCUUCUGCCUACACUGGCUACAUAGAACGUAGUCCCCGUUCGGCAUCUACUUACAGCCUAGACAUUCUCUACUCGGGUUCUGGCAUUCUAAGGAGAAGUAACCUGAACAUCUUUCAGUACAUUGGGAAGGCUGGUCUUCACGGUAGCCAGGUGGUUAUUGAAGCCCAAGGACUGGAAGCCUUAAUCGCAGCCACCCCUGACGAGGGGGAGGAGAACCUUGACUCCUAUGCUGGUAUGUCAGCCAUCCUCUUUGAUGUUCAGCUCAGACCUGUCACCUUUUUCAACGGAUACAGUGAUUUGAUGUCCAAAAUGCUGUCAGCAUCUGGCGACCCUAUCAGUGUGGUGAAAGGACUUAUUCUGCUAAUAGAUCAUUCUCAGGAACUUCAGUUACAAUCUGGACUAAAAGCCAAUAUAGAGGUCCAGGGUGGUCUAGCUAUUGAUAUUUCAGGUGCAAUGGAGUUUAGCUUGUGGUAUCGUGAGUCUAAAACCCGAGUGAAAAAUAGGGUGACUGUGGUAAUAACCACUGACAUCACAGUGGACUCCUCUUUUGUGAAAGCUGGCCUGGAAACCAGUACAGAAACAGAAGCAGGCUUGGAGUUUAUCUCCACAGUGCAGUUUUCUCAGUACCCAUUCUUAGUUUGCAUGCAGAUGGACAAGGAUGAAGCUCCAUUCAGGCAAUUUGAGAAAAAGUACGAAAGGCUGUCCACAGGCAGAGGUUAUGUCUCUCAGAAAAGAAAAGAAAGCGUAUUAGCAGGAUGUGAAUUCCCGCUCCAUCAAGAGAACUCAGAGAUGUGCAAAGUGGUGUUUGCCCCUCAGCCGGAUAGUACUUCCAGCGGAUGGUUUUGAAACUGACCUGUGAUAUUUUACUUGAAUUUGUCUCCCCGAAAGGGACACAAUGUGGCAUGACUAAGUACUUGCUCUCUGAGAGCACAGCGUUUACAUAUUUACCUGUAUUUAAGAUUUUUGUAAAAAGCUACAAAAAACUGCAGUUUGAUCAAAUUUGGGUAUAUGCAGUAUGCUACCCACAGCGUCAUUUUGAAUCAUCAUGUGACGCUUUCAACAACGUUCUUAGUUUACUUAUACCUCUCUCAAAUCUCAUUUGGUACAGUCAGAAUAGUUAUUCUCUAAGAGGAAACUAGUGUUUGUUAAAAACAAAAAUAAAAACAAAACCACACAAGGAGAACCCAAUUUUGUUUCAACAAUUUUUGAUCAAUGUAUAUGAAGCUCUUGAUAGGACUUCCUUAAGCAUGACGGGAAAACCAAACACGUUCCCUAAUCAGGAAAAAAAAAAAAAAAAAAAGUAAGACACAAACAAACCAUUUUUUUUCUCUUUUUUUGGAGUUGGGGGCCCAGGGAGAAGGGACAAGACUUUUAAAAGACUUGUUAGCCAACUUCAAGAAUUAAUAUUUAUGUCUCUGUUAUUGUUAGUUUUAAGCCUUAAGGUAGAAGGCACAUAGAAAUAACAUCUCAUCUUUCUGCUGACCAUUUUAGUGAGGUUGUUCCAAAGACAUUCAGGUCUCUACCUCCAGCCCUGCAAAAAUAUUGGACCUAGCACAGAGGAAUCAGGAAAAUUAAUUUCAGAAACUCCAUUUGAUUUUUCUUUUGCUGUGUCUUUUUGAGACUGUAAUAUGGUACACUGUCCUCUAAGGGACAUCCUCAUUUUAUCUCACCUUUUUGGGGGUGAGAGCUCUAGUUCAUUUAACUGUACUCUGCACAAUAGCUAGGAUGACUAAGAGAACAUUGCUUCAAGAAACUGGUGGAUUUGGAUUUCCAAAAUAUGAAAUAAGGAAAAAAAUGUUUUUAUUUGUAUGAAUUAAAAGAUCCAUGUUGAACAUUUGCAAAUAUUUAUUAAUAAACAGAUGUGGUGAUAAACCCAAAACAAAUGACAGGUCCUUAUUUUCCACUAAACACAGACACAUGAAAUGAAAGUUUAGCUAGCCCACUAUUUGUUGUAAAUUGAAAACGAAGUGUGAUAAAAUAAAUAUGUAGAAAUCA